AUGCUUCAAGCCAAUGUGUUGAGAUACAUCAGACCACUCCCCAAUCAAUUUGCUUCGUUGCAGAGCGCAUAUUCAUCACGUUCUCACAGUGAUGAGGAAGCAGAUUACGAGGCAGCCAGACAGUGGUUCGCAAAAUUCCACUCCAAGGACCAGAAUCCCAGCCCAAUGUCAAAAUCAACCGGAAUGACUGAGCAACAAUCAAAUAUGCUUUCGCUAAAACAAGCCAGGACAAGAUUCGUUAGACCAGGCGGGCCUGGAGGUCAGAAAACCAAUAAGACAAGCACCAAAGCAGACACAGAAUGGAGUAUGAAGGACCUGGAAACCGUCGUGCCAAAAAUACUCUACCAAGGUCUUCGAGCGAGCUCCUAUUAUGUCGCGUCCAGCGACUCAAUAAGGAUAAAGUGCGAUGAGCAAAGAAGCCAGACGCAAAACAAACUGACGUGUUACCAACGGCUAGCCCACGAGAUUGAGAAAAUCUAUAAAACCAAUGUACCAGGCGUGACUACAGCCGUAAAGCAAGAAAGAGUAGUAGCACUACAAAAAGCAGAGAAUCUCAAUAGGUUGAAAUUCAAGAAAAUGCACGGCGACAAAAAGCGAUCUCGAAAAGGUGGUGGGCCGGUGUAA
This is a messenger RNA of Glarea lozoyensis ATCC 20868, 624 nucleotides long. RefSeq lists its product as uncharacterized. Lineage: Eukaryota; Fungi; Ascomycota; Leotiomycetes; Helotiales; Helotiaceae. Gene Ontology annotation, cellular component: mitochondrial large ribosomal subunit. The transcript has 3 exons. The record is from RefSeq and is a predicted model, not a curated record. Bases 1 to 624 code for a protein of 207 amino acids. Gene Ontology annotation, biological process: mitochondrial translational termination. Gene Ontology annotation, molecular function: translation release factor activity.